Messenger RNA from Amorphotheca resinae ATCC 22711, 1920 nucleotides. RefSeq lists its product as hypothetical. Gene Ontology annotation, cellular component: cytosol. The transcript has 5 exons. Bases 1 to 1920 code for a protein of 639 amino acids. Gene Ontology annotation, molecular function: AMP binding; acetyl-CoA synthetase activity. NCBI's taxonomy places the organism in Eukaryota, Fungi, Ascomycota, Leotiomycetes, Helotiales, Amorphothecaceae. The record is from RefSeq and is a predicted model, not a curated record.
AUGUACGAUGUCCCUACAACUCUGGAAGAGUAUAGGAUAAUUUACGCAAAGUCCAUACAAGAUCCGGAGCACUUCUGGGCAGGGAAGGCACGAGAACUGCUGCACUGGUAUCAGGACUUCCAGACUAUUCACACAGGCAAUUUCAGCGACGGGGACAACGCUUGGUUCUUGGAGGGCCGUUUGAAUGCCUCCUACAAUUGCAUUGACAGGCAUGCACUUCGAGAUCGUCACAAGAUUGCUAUAAUUUCUGAAGCUGAUGAGCCAGGAAAUGAACGAAGCAUAACGUACGGAGAACUACUUCGUGAUGUUUCUCGUUUGUCCUAUAUCCUCAAAGAUAUGGGGGUCAAAAAAGGAGAUGUUGUGGUUAUUUAUCUUCCAAACAUACCGGAGGCACUUGUAGCAAUCUUGGCAUGCUCAAGAAUUGGAGCUGUUCACUCGGUCGUUUUUAUGGGAUUUUCUGCUGCAUCUUUGCGUGACAGAAUCCUUGACGCACGCUCCAAGUUCAUAAUAACUACCGAUGAAGCCCGGCGCGGUGGUAAGACAAUUGCAACCAAGGUGAUCGUUAACGAAGCUCUCUUGCAAUGCCCUCUCGUUUCGGGCUGCCUUGUGCUCAGAUACACUGGCUCUGACGUUCCUUGGAGUCCUUCGCGGGAUCUUUGGUGGCAUGAAGAAGCAGGAAAAUGGCCCGCAUACUUUCCUCCCGAAUCAAUGUCUGCCGAAGACCCCUUGUUUUUGUUGUAUACUUCUGGCUCUACCGGCAAGCCCAAGGGUUUGAUGCAUACCACAGCGGGUUUUCUUUUGGGGGCUGCGAUUACUACCAAAUAUGUCUUUGAUCUACAAGAGUCAGAUCGGUAUUUUUGUGCCGGGGACAUUGGAUGGAUUACGGGCCAUACAUACCUAGUCUAUGGACCACUUCUACUUGGAAGUACAACGGUCAUAUUUGAGGGUACGCCUUCAUACCCAACCUUCUCUCGAUUCUGGGAUAUUAUCGACAAGCAUGGUAUUACUCAUUUCUAUGCUGCACCUACUGCCCUCAGAAUCCUCAAGCGGGCAGGUCCCUCACAUAUAACCGCACCUAUGAAAAAGUUGAGGGUCCUGGGAUCAAUAGGAGAACCAAUUGCACCGGAAGUUUGGAAGUGGUAUUACGAGACUGUAGGCCGAGGGAGAGCAUAUAUUGUAGACACUUAUUUCCAGACUGAGACUGGAUGCCAUGUUGUUACGCCUCUCGCGGGUUCUAUCCCAACCAAGCCUGGGAGUUGCACAGUCCCAUUCCUUGGUAUUGAACCAGUUAUUAUUGACUCAAUCUCAGGGGCUGAGCUCCAGGGAAGCAAUGUAGAAGGAAUUCUGGCCAUUAAGCACCCUUGGCCUAGUAUGGCACGCACUGUCUGGCGUGAUCAUGACAGAUAUAUGGGCACAUACUUCAACAUCUAUGGCGGAUACUAUUUCACAGGUGAUGGAGCAUAUCGUGACGAAGAUGGCUACUACUGGAUUCGUGGUCGCGUUGACGAUGUCGUUAAUGUUUCAGGACACAGGCUAUCAACCGCUGAGUUGGAAGCCGCCCUUCUUGAAAAUGCCCACGUUGCCGAGGCAGCAGUUGUGGAAAUGAAUGACGAGCUUACAGGACAAGCACUUGUUGCGUACGUUUCUUUAAAAGAAAGCUGUACUGAUACAGGAAUCAUGAAAAAAACACUCAUUGAGCAGGUCCGGAAAUCAAUUGGAUCAUUUGCAGCUCCGAAAGCUAUCUAUUUUGUUAGCGAUCUUCCAAAAACUCGCUCUGGAAAAAUUAUGCGCCGUGUUUUGAGGAAGAUCCUAGAUGGAGAGAGAGAGAGCUUCGGAGAUACAUCUACCCUUUUGAACCCUUCCAUAAUUCAAAGCAUCAUUGAAGUUGUUGAAGAGGGGGCCAGUGAUGGAAAGAAUUAA